This is a messenger RNA of Nerophis lumbriciformis (worm pipefish), 7891 nucleotides long. It is a transcript of the gene nol4la, whose product is annotated as nucleolar protein 4-like a. The record is from RefSeq and is a predicted model, not a curated record. NCBI's taxonomy places the organism in Eukaryota, Metazoa, Chordata, Actinopteri, Syngnathiformes, Syngnathidae.
UCACCGCUGCGGUUCGGGACAGCGCUGCUCCGCUGCAAACAGGUGUGCUGCUGUCCGGCUCGUCGCCUUGCGCCCAUCAGGAACCAACGCGUCCCGGAAGAAUCGAGUGGGACGGCGGCGGCGGCGGCGGGGGGUGGUCGAAGGAGGAGGAAGCCGCUGAAGUGUGCUCUUUAUUAGCCCGAGCUAUUGGAUCCAGACGGGGGGAGAGAGACGGUGGGAGCGAGGGCGAGCAAUGGCAACGAAGAAGGCGUGCGUGGAUGCGCCCAAGAGGAGCCGGAGUCCGGUCGUGUUGGAGGCGGAGAUGUUCAGUGAAUUUCAGGACUGGUGUCUCCGCACUUAUGGAGACUCUGGCAAAACAAAGACCGUCACCCGGCGAAAAUAUAACAAAAUCAUGCAGACGUUGUUGCAAAACGACGAGUCGGACGGCGUGUACGUCGACAACAGCCACAUUAACGCCAAAUUCAAAUUCUGGGUGAAGUCUAAAGGAUUUCAGGUGGGCACCAACGUUUUGGGAGAGCACAACAAGAAAGGAGCUCCAGGGAAGCCCGUGCUAUAUGUCCCGGUCAAGUCAACGUGUUCAGAUGGAAAUUCAGCCCAUGACAACUCCUCUUUGAAGCGUGUGGCUGUAGUAGAAGACUUCUUUGACAUCAUCUAUGCCAUGCAUGUUGAGAUUGGCGUUGACCCUGGCAGGGCACCGAAACAUGCAGGCCAAAAGAAAACCUACAAAGCGAUCGCAGAGACCUAUGCCUUCCUGCCCAGAGAGGCGGUGACUCGGUUCUUAAUGAGCUGCAGAGAGUGUCAGAAAAGGAUGCACAUCAACCCCAGCACUGCAGAGUUCAAAGAAAAUGACAGACCGACCUCUCUGGUCCCUGACCUCAUUGAUUACAACAUGCCUCUUACUGCCACCUACCUGAAGCAAAUGAAACUGCAGUGCAUGACAGCCACGGAGAGGGAUGACAGUUCGGUGAGUAGCGAGGAUAUGAACGGUGCUGAGCCUGCAUGGGUCGCAGCUGAGCAGCCACCAGUGCCUGAGCCCAGUCUGCCGAAUGGAGAGCGGGCCAGCGACCCGGCAGCCAUCGUCAAGGAAGAGGAUGCAGAUGACGACUUCUCAGAGAGCAGCAGUGCCAACGGCAUGCCGGCCCUGACCUCGCCAGAGGUGCAGCCUGUGGGCGGGAACCUACCAGAGGGCAGCGUUCCAUACGGGGAGGUGACGGAGAACCGAUUGAGUGCACCGCUGGACUUCAGCACUACCUUGUCCUCGUCCUCCUCAGACGACCAGCAGCCAGUCAACCUGAGUGAGAGACUGCUGCCAGCGGGGUGUUCGCCGCCAAACUCUUACCCGGCAGACCCAAACAGGAAGUACCCCAUCAAAACAGAGUACUCCAACAAGUCUCCUCCGUACAGCUCAGGAAGCUACGACUCGGUGAAGACUGAACUGAGCAUGUGCGCGGAAGACUUGACCUCCGGCCGUGCGCAGAUAGUUGAUGAUGAUGACGACGAUCACGAUGACCAUGACGACAGUGACAAAAUCAAUGACGCAGAGGGAAUGGACCCAGAGAGACUUAAGGCCUUCAAUAUGUUUGUGCGUCUGUUUGUGGAUGAGAAUCUGGACCGGAUGGUACCCAUCUCUAAACAGCCCAAGGAGAAGAUCCAGGCCAUAAUGGAGUCCUGCAGUCGCCAGUUCCCCGAGUUCCAAGAGCGCUCCCGCAAGCGCAUUCGCACCUACCUCAAAUCUUGUCGCCGCAUGAAAAAAAGUGGUUUUGAGAUUCGACCGACACCUCCCCACCUCACCUCGGCCAUGGCUGAGAACAUCCUCGCCGCUGCAUGCGACAGCGAAACCCGAAACGCUGCCAAGAGGAUGCGGCUCGAUGUCUAUCCAGCGGACGAGACUAUCUCUGUUGACAAGCCCAGCACCAGGGAUCCUGCUUCUGUAGCCCCAUCAAGCUUCGUCAUUUCCAGCACAGCUUUUGCCCAAGACCAGCUCUACACCAAUGGAGGCCUCAACUACAACCUGCGGGGAUACGGCACAGUCGGCAGCAACCAGCAGAACGCUGCUGCUGCGGCACAAACCAAUGGCCCAACAGACCUGAGUAUGAAGUCCGUCACUCCAAACUCCUCCAGCUCCAACAGCCACGGUCAGGGAGGCGGCGGCGGUGGAGCGUCAGCCCAGCUCAGUCCUCCGGAGGUCACGGCGGUGAGGCAGCUCAUUGCCGGUUACCGGGAGUCGGCGGCCUUCCUUCUUCGCUCGGCAGAUGAGCUAGAGAACCUAAUCCUGCAGCAGAAUUGAGCUCAAAACCGACCCAAACCGCAGCCUGUCCGUCUACACAUGUAAAUAUGUCACACUGACAUGCACAUCUUGGACAGACGGGAGUGGUUCUGCCAAGCACAGCAGGUCCUGUAAGGUACCUUUACUCAUCUCACACAAUUAUUUAUGCAUUUGGUUCCCUUUGACCUCAGUGCUCUGUCUUGCUUACACCGCCACGACCCCCAUUUGUCUCAGGAAAUAAUAUUUUGCGUGGAAAACUCAUCUGCUUGUCCAUCUAGUGGAGCAGGACUUUGAUUAGCAUUGCUGUGCAAAAGUUUGCCGUCUUUCUGUUAUAAAACACACGUGUAGAAUAUCCUGUACAGUGGCAUGAGUUGAUUGGGUGAUCUACUCCACACUGGUACUACGUUUCCAACUCUUUCCAUAAAUAAUUAGUCCCUUGAUAAAUCGCUGCUAAAUUGCCUGCCUACUUUUUGGACCAUUUUAGUCGUCUCUCCAAGCUGCGUGGUCAAAACUAAUGCUGUCAAAUAAUUCAUUUUUUUAAAUAAGAUUAAUCACACUUUUACAUUUGGGAUUAAUCAUGAUUAAUGACAGAUUACUUGAUUUAAAAAACCUCAAUAUUUGGACACAAAUUUUAUUUUAUUGUCAGAAUGUCAUACAAGAUUUUUUUUUAAUGGUUCCUUGCAUGCAAGUCAUUUAUUUUCUCAAAACUUGGCAACAGUUUAAUCUAAAGCCUCGUCUGGAUUUAUUUUCAAGCGACAUUUUCCAGCGAGCACGCUAAUUGGAGUCUCGUCAUUCAUUUUUGCACUGACGCAUGCAUUGACCGGAUCAUUGGGCUCCAAGUAAAUUCUGUGAUUAAUCUGUGCAUAUACAUGAUUAAUGCGAUACUUUUGGGGGAUUCAUCACACGAGUUAACUCGUUAUUUUUGACAGCCCUAGUCAAAACAUUACCUCGUUCUCUGAGACUAGAGACUCUGACCCUGGCUGGGCAAUGAAGCCUGAAUAUGAGUUGAUAUGAGAUCAUGAAAAUCUGUCAGGGAAAAAAAGAGAUUAAUAUAUUGUUUAAUGUCAACAGACGAAGGUGCAAUAUUGAUGAUAAUCAGUAAUGGUGUACUUUUGAAGGCAAAAACGGGGAGUAUUUCACCGCAAUCCUCUCCUGUCCUAACUGUUAUAAAAUGUUAUAAUCCAAUGCAGCAUUGUAGUCAAUGUCAAUGUUUUCUGUUGUGAAUAACAUGUAUCAUUAACUCACAGAUCUACAGAAGGUAGACAUAGAGUGCCAUGACUGACCUGUUGUUGAUCUGUCACUUUUCCCACUGUAAUACUGAUUGAUUACUUUUUGUUGAGGCGACUGUAGACGUCCACGCGGCUUUACCGGAUGAUACUCAGAUAGCCCCUCCACCCCUCCCCGCAUCUCUUUGGACCUGCCCUAUGCCCUCUCAUCACCACAUUCCUCAUCGAUGUUUGAAACCUCGCAAGAGACAAUCUUUGACAAAGAUGUAACGACAUCUCAGUUUACGCUCUCUGCUGUCUGUGUGCAUGUGUGUGUGUGUUUCUGUGAGUGUGUGUGUGCGUGCGGGGGUCUGAUGGCACACAGAGUGCUCAAACCAGAUGGAGAGCACAUAGUCUCACACUUUUGACGGUGAGUAACUCAGCACAGACAUGGGUGUUAAGUAUGUUGUUGAGGUUUUAAAUGUUUUAUUAAGUAUGAUUGUGGUUUGAUUUAAAGUGUCUUUGUGACCCAUUUUGUACAUGAAUCUGUGAUGACUUCUUCAGUCACUCAGCACAUUCCAAACAAAGACUCUCCAAGCAGCCACCUUGGCUUGCACCUUACAAAGAUUAGAGAGAUAUAUUUCUUUAUUUAUCACAAGUCUGUCAUCAGAGCGUCACACACACACGUCAUCGCCAUGCCAGCAUCCCAGUUGCAUUUCGAGUGUAAUCUCUAUGAACUAUUGCAAGUUUGGAAGCACUUUAUAGCUCAGGAUUAAGGAAACACAAACAUAGUGAUACGUGAGAGUGUCUUUACCUCCAAGUCAUGAUGGUCACUAGUCAAUCACAAGCAGCUUUACAGCUCCUCAGCGGGGCGGUCUGCCAAUUCACAUGUGUGCAGCUCAAGUAACCCUGAUGUGCGCUGGUGUCUUCCUCGUCUCCUAAUUUAUUUAUUUUUUCAGUUUUUUGCCAUGCAGCUCACAAUCCCAGACCCCCUCACUCCAACUUUUGCUUGCUGAUUUGUAAAGUGGAUGUUAAGCAACAUUGUGUGCUGGAGUUUGUGUGAUCAACAACCAUUUCGUUGUUGUCGGUUUCAUUUGUUUUCUAUUUGAUUUUUUUUAUUAAUGAUGCCCAAUGGAUCAUCUAUUUGUAUUGACUGGACAAUGUAAUAAUCUAUUGGUGUUGAUGAAAUGCCCUGGUAGCUUGUGGAUUGCUAAAGUGGUCAGAUAAAUGUACUGUAUAGCUGUACAAAGAGUGAUAAAAGAUGUUUUGAAGUGUUCUUUUUCUGUGGGUACGGCACUGUUUAAAAAAAAAAAAAAAAUCAAAGUGGUUUAAGCCCUUGCCUGUUUUAACUUAUCAUUUGGUGGUGGUCUGUAAUGCUAUUGUUAUUUAUAUGAUUUCAUGGUUGCCUCUCCUGCACUAAUAAGACUGUAGCUCGGUGCAUGGGGGGUGUACUGUACACCUGUGUGAAACUUUGUAUUCCCCUCCCUCCAGUUUUGGACUCAGUGAAAGUGUGAUGUUUACAUGUACAGUUUUUCAGAAUAUGUUUCUUUUACACUAAAUGUUCAAGAGGAUUUUCCCACUCACCUGUUCCCCUUAUUUGCAUUCACACACCCUGACGGUCUUCUUUUUUCUGCUCGAAGUGCAACUCACCUGGUCAAAGGUUGCCAUGACACAUGGUUGUGGGUACCUGGGCGAAUAGAGUUGGUGAAAGAGAACAUCACAGGUGUAUCAAAGAUAAUUACAACUUAAAUCAAAUACUCGUGUGGCCUGUAGGAGGUGAGUAGGUACAUUUUUAAAACACAAGUGCUCGGAAAACUUCUCUUAAACCCAUCUGGUAUCUUGAACGGUACACGUCCUUGGUAACAUAUAAGCCAUUCCCCUCUCCUGGCCUUUACGGGGAACCCAUAAACCUCAGGAAAUACUCAAUCUCCAAGUGGAGUUUGUAUCCACUGAUUUCCUCUGCAAUGAGACUGAAAUCGCUAACACAAAAAACCAUGACCAUUUAUAUAGAGAUGUCUAUUGUUUUGUACAUUUAUCAUUGUGAUUUGGCAGUGGAUCUUUUUCCAGUACAUGUGACUUAAUAUUUUGAUUAUGUUGGAGUGUUUAUAGAUAUAGAUAUUUAUUAUUAUAUGUGGAAAUACAAAAAAAAAAAAAAAAAGGUUGAAGCUGUUUCAUUUGUAUGUUUCAUGCAAAACUGUCCAGGUGAAACUCGUACAUAUCACUAAGGGGGGACCUGUGUUUGUGUGGAAAAUAGCGCUUGUUCAGUGUUGCAUCAACGCUAUGGGGGAAAAAUACAUCAAUGGUUUACCAACACAGUUGAAAGACUCUCCUCUUCUCCUGAGAUGUCAGUAAUUGAAUAAAAUAGUGCGAUGAGCUAUCAAAGUGCAACCUUGCUUCCAUUUUUAUUCACCUCUUUUAUUCACAUUUUUAGAAAGCUUAUAGGACCAGGGACCGUGGUAUUCCUUUUACUUCUGUAACCCUGAUAUUUUCUAUCUUACCAGUCUAGGAGGUUGACUAUUUUUGUUGUCUUCCUUGCUGAAAACACCACAACAACAGUUCAGGCCUGACUCACGUUAGUCACGCUUAGCAACACUCGAGAUGUGACAUUCACCAACCAGUUGAUUCUUUUGAACGGCUCUUUUAAGUGAACUGUAAUAUCUGAUUCGCAGUUGCAGGUCAAUUGUUUGCAAAUCAUUGUAUAUCCAUAUUGCCCAGGCAUGUGCGAGCCACCCGACUUGACAGAAAAAUGAUUCAAAGUCAAAAGAACCGUAGCAGCAUGGAUUCCCUUUUCUGAGUAAUUUUUUUUAAUGGGGAGAGGUGCAUGGGGAGAGAGUCCGGGCUUCUCUGCUUAGGCUGCUGCCCCCGCGACCCAACCUUGGAUAAGCGGAAAAUGAUGGAUGGAUGGAUGUUCUUCUGUGGAUUUGUAAAUGAGUUCAGGUAGGGUGGUACAAUUUUGCAUUCACAUUUUAAUCUUGUCUUAUUUUUUAUUGUAGUUUUGUUAUUUUAUAAAUACUAAUAGGCAUACAUUUGAUGUAUUAUUUGUAUUUAUAUAUUUUUAGGGCUGCAACGAAUAAUCGAUUAGAAAAAGCUUUCAUUUAUAUUCUGUUGCUUUGAGUCAUCGUUUAGUAAAAUCAGGACUGCGUGGAGUUCCCAGAACUUUAAACAUGCGGACAGAGUGGUUGUGUGUGGGGGCCAUAAUCUAUGAGGGGCCGUUAGGGACAUUAUUCAGAAUUACCUCUUACAUACACUACUGAAAUGCUCUCACACAAACAACUGAAAUCUUUUUCUUUUAUACACACUACUGAAACACUCUUAUAAACACUACUGAAAUGCUCUUACAUACACAACUGAAAUGCUCUCACAUAAACAACUGAAAUCUUUUUCUUUUAUACACACUACUGAAACACUCUUAUAAACACUACUGAAACACUCUUAUAAACACUACUGAAAUGCUCUUACAUACACUACUGAAACACUCUUAUAAACACUACUGAAACACUCUUAUAAACACUACUGAAACACUCUUAUAAACACUACUGAAACGCUCUUAUAAACACUACUGAAACACUCUUACAUAAACUACUGAACCACUCUUAUAAACACUACUGAAACACUCUUACAUACACUACUGAAACACUCUUAUAAACACUACUGAAACACUCUUACAUACACUACUGAAACACUCUUACAUACACUACUGAAACACUCUUAUAAACACUACUGAAACACUCUUAUAAACACUACUGAAAUGUUUUUGUCUCACGCACACACACGCACACACACCUGGAAUUAUUUUUCACUAGUAUGUAUAAACGGAUUUCACCUGUGUGUGUGUGUGCUUUUUACACGUGCGUGUGAGAGACAACAAUUUCAGUAGUAUGUGUGCAAAGAUUUCAGUUAUGUGUAUGAGCGCAUCUUACCAGUGUGUAUGCAAGCAUCUACUAGUGUGUGUGAGCGAUGUUGCAUUCCGGUUCCGGUCACCAAUAAUCCCCGCCCCUUUUCAGACAGGGUUUUUUUUUUUUUUUUAAAGCCAAGUUGUUGACAAAAUGUCUGCGGACAAGUAGCUUAACCGAGGUGGGAGCUCCACUUCAUAAUUUGAGGGCUUCAGCGGAGAAUAUAAGAACACUUUCAAUGCAACAAGGGUCGCCCCUGCAGGACGCGGCACCUGAGCGGCCACACAGGUGUCUUUCUUCUCCCGACAGCCAAGCAGCCUGGAGCAAAUGUUACCUUGCGAGUUUACACUGCAGCAUCAUCAAGUGCAACGUUUCAGUUCAUGGACAUCGAAGCAAGAGGAGGAAAAGAGUCACCACGCAGCUGCAUGACCAUUUCAACAAAGACGGAAUAAACAACCUCUGGAUUCAUGGAACUUCUCUGCACACAAAUAUAUUAAUUGGAAUAUUCAAUAAAUUUCACAUAGAAA